Molecule: messenger RNA, 1211 nt
Organism: Danio aesculapii
Lineage: Eukaryota; Metazoa; Chordata; Actinopteri; Cypriniformes; Danionidae
Gene: pdcd2l
Product: programmed cell death 2-like
Exons: 6
Coding region: 96-1169 (357 amino acids)
Cellular component (GO): cytoplasm
Source: RefSeq, a predicted model, not a curated record
AUUAAAUAAAAAGGAUUCACUGAAAGGGAACGAGUAUUGAAGAGUCUCCACGUGCUGAGAGAAGCACAGGGGCUGAUAAUUUCUGCUCAAUAAUCAUGGCGACAUCAUUACACGAGACAGUUCUUAUCGGAAUAUGUGAUGGAGCGAUUGACAAGAAGAAAAACGCAUCUUACUGCACCAACAAAAUUGGAGAUAGACCGGACCUGCUUCCAAUAAUCACUCUCCAGUAUCCCUCAUGCAGUCUGUGUCAGAGAGGCCUUUCUCAUGUUGUGCAGGUCUACUGCCCUCUUGCGGCGUCUCCUUACCACAGAACCAUCAAUGUAUUUGCCUGCACCAACCCACAAUGCUAUGGGAAAUCAGAAAGUUGGAUUGUCCUGCGCUCUCAGUGUUUGGACGACGACAUUAAAGAAAGUCAAGACCAUAAAACCACGGAGUGCGCAGAACCUACAAUGUCAAGGACAGACUGGUGCGAUGAAGCUGAUGAUUGGGGGAUGGACGAUGAGUCGGCUAACAGUACUGUAGAAAAGCCAAAUGGCAGUGUUGGUGAAGGAACUGAUGUCAGCAGCAGGCUUCAGGAGCUCUGCAUUGACGGUGGUGCGGAUCAUCAAAGUGCUCCUCAACCAGACAAUGUGCCUGUUUUCAAGCCGUUCUACAUAAGUGUCAUGGAGGAAACAGACUUGGAUGGUUUUCAAGAUAUGGAUCAUGAAAAUGAACUGCUUAGAGAGUAUGAGGAAAGGGAGAGAGUGAAUGUGGAAGAGAUUCAAAGUUGUGAGCGUGGCGAAGUUCUGGAGGAAUAUGAGAAGGGCACAGCCAAACAUGGAGAUGACGUGUUCACCGGUUUCAUGAAGAAAAUCUCUCUUUGUCCUGAACAAGUGUUACGAUACAGCUGGAACGGAUCACCUCUGUUCAUAAUGAAGCCACCUUGUAAUGCUAGUCAAAUGGUGCCAUCCUGCAGUCACUGUGGAAGUCAGAGAGUUUUUGAAUUUCAGCUUAUGCCUGCAUUGGUCAGUUUGCUGGGUAGUGCAGACACAAACUCAGAGAUUUCACUGGAGUUUGGAACAGUUCUGUCAUAUACUUGCAGAAAUAGUUGUUGGACAUCUGGAUCAACGGUUCCAGUGGAGGAAUUUCUUUUUGUUCAGCCUGACCCAGACCAAAAGUAUUUCAAAUGACAUAAACAAUCAUUUAUCAUUAAUAAAGGUAGUUCACCAAUA